AUGAACGAAAACCUCAACUACUCCGCUGCAAAUGGCAUAUGGCAUGGCGAGCUGCUGGACAGCCCUAUCUGUCAUAACUGCCUCCAACUUCAUGACCAUCAUGCAUGUCCUACUCCUCUUUCCAAACCCCUUUUGGUAGACUCGGCAGACGCUUUGUCCCUCCCCCCUCGAUCCAUCAAAUCUCGUAUCACGGGAGCCCUUUCUCUCCACGAUUACCACAAGUUCCUCUCCAAGUCUGCAGACCGCAUUAGCGACCCUGUCGAUCAUGCAGGAGGGAAAUUGAAGCGAAAAACAGCUGCAUUGCAUUUGAACCGCCCAUCCCCUCUCACCAUCUCUUAUCCUGUAUCUAUCUCCUCUGUCGCCUCGAGUCCUCCGCCGCUGUCUCCUUCCUACUCGCACAGCAUCAUCUCUCACUGGAGUGAAGAGCCUGAGAUCGGGGAAGCCCAGACGGUUCAUUACCAAGCCACCCAAAGCCCACGACUACCCGUUGUCUCGGAUCUCGGGACUCGUGCUAGACCUAACAGGAAACGAGUGUCCAAGAAUACUUUCCGUGAAAGGCUUCAACAAAGGGCCCAAGCUCAAGCAGAAGAAGCCGAGCGUGCCUCCAAACCUGAAACCUCAGACUCAAUGCUGGCCAGUACGCAGGCCGUUGCCACCGUCUCACACGGUGGCGCCUGCUUUGAGAUCUUGAAUCCGCGCAAGUCGCUGGAUCUAGCACGCAUCGUCUCAUACAUUGAAGACGUUGAUAAUUGCUCCAUGGUGUCUAUGGACAAUCAGCGUGACUCUACUUUCUCCAUCGAGCAAGGACUGGACCGGGUGUCCUUGUCCCAAUUCACCGAUGCCUCAUUGCCAUCAUUUUACUCCACCAACUCGUUGUACACAUCCCUCCCAGCCGAUCCCCAAACGCCCGAGGGUCAGCCGACGGACAUCCCGUCAUCCUCGCCACGAAUCCGCGAACGAUCUCUAUCAGACUAUUCUGUCAAUGAACAAAGUUUUAAUUACUGGACCAGACCUGCACAGCGCACUGAAUACAACGAUUUACGCAUCGACACCUAUGACCGCCCAAGCAGCGAUAGAGAGGCCCAAUCACCACGCAUGGCUUCCAUCACAGAAGAAUCCAACCUUCCAAACCUAGACUUCUCCCGCCGACCUUCCACCCCAUCGACACAAACCUUCUACUCAGAAAGUGAGAUCGGCGAGCCGGGCUCACCGGUCUAUGCAAACGGCGACUGGGCCCAAGUCGACGAGCGCGACAGGGGCAUCUUAUUCGAUCUUCAAGAAGACGAAACCACACCCGGCCACCAACAUGAACACAACGACUACUCCUUUACCCAAGAACACGAAGAACUACCAACACCCCGCGAAACCCCCCUGGAGACACCAAGUUGUUCACCCAUGCACUCACCCAUGAUGUCAACCUUCGACUCCGCCUACCCCUACCCAAGCUCCAUCUCCGCCUCCAAACUCCCACACUACCCCACCCCCUUCGAUCCAUAUACCUACGACCCGGUGUACUUCGACCCGCACGUCCAGUCCGUCCUCGCAGCCGCGAACGCAGAGACGAUGGGGCUACGGGGUAGUCCUGCACGCGCACUGGAUGAGCUGCAGAGACAAGGGGCGCGGGCUGGCGAGACCAGUCCGCGCUUCGAGUUCCAGAGGAGGAAGAGUGAUGAGAGGAAGAUGGGAGCGCAGAAGAAGGGGUUGAGGAAGUUCUUUAAUUGGAAGUCUGGGAAUUAG
Molecule: messenger RNA, 1737 nt
Organism: Penicillium expansum
Lineage: Eukaryota; Fungi; Ascomycota; Eurotiomycetes; Eurotiales; Aspergillaceae
Product: oxidoreductase, short-chain dehydrogenase/reductase family
Exons: 3
Coding region: 1-1737 (578 amino acids)
Source: RefSeq, a predicted model, not a curated record